AUGUCCUUCUUCAAAAAGUUCAUCAAGCGUGGAGAUGCCAUCACUGUCGAACAUGAUCAACCAUCAACGCUCACCUCCAACAACACUUCCUAUGAACAUCAUCAGCAGAAUGGUCAUCAAAAAACUACACUAAUUCCGACAGCCUCUCACUCGGUUUCGGAGGCAGAUUUCAGCUUCUCAACUCUCGCAAUCUGUUCAGACCGCAAGGUUGAAAAGGUGAGCGAUAUUGCACCUCCCAUUCACUUAUCCACCACUUAUUCGAUGGAUUCUGACGUUUCUGAUGGCAUGAUUUAUUCUCGAGUUCAUAACAAAACACGUAGUCGUUUGGAGGCUGUCAUUGCAAAUCUCGAAGGAUCUAAUGAUUUCAAAAGUGUUACAUUUUCAAGUGGUCAAGCUGCAACCUCAACGUUACUUUUUACAUUAAGGCCAAAAAGAAUUUUCAAGAGAAUGGUUGAAAACUCGGAAGGAGGAUCAUCGGAGGAUGAAGCUGGUUAUGCAGGCACCAAGGAUUCAAUGGCCACGUUGCGAGCCUUUGCAAAUUUCUAUUGUGGACUUGUCAAGAAGGAACUUCUUCCGAAAAUUCCAAUCACCAUGGACGAGGAAGGCAAGAAGGUCGAUGAGAUUAUUGAAGAUCAUGUCAUGAAAGUGGUGGACCUUAGAAAAAUUGAAGAAGAGGUGGACAUGGAACAAGUCAUGCAAAAACAAGACCUAUCUUCGAAUUCAAAAGGAUUAUAUAAGGGAGAUGUCAUUUGGUUGGAGACACCCCUUAAUCCUACCUGCGAUUUGACUGAUAUUGAAUAUUAUGUCAAAAUUGCUCAUCAAAUGGGUGCUCUUGUGGUGGUGGAUUCCACCUUUGCAUCACCUGCAUUGCAGCAACCAUUAAUGAUUGGUGCUGAUUUUGCUCUUCAUAGUACGACCAAGUUUAUGGGAGGUCACUCGGACUGUCUAGGAGGUUGUGUCACGACCAAAUCAAAUGGCUAUGCUUCAAGUUUGAAAUCAAAUCGAUCUAUAUUGGGAUGUGUGAUGGGCAAUCUGGAAGCUUAUUUAUUGUUACGUUCAUUGAGAACUCUUCAAGUGCGAGUUUUACAUCAAUCCCAAACCGCUGAGGUGGUUGCAAAAUGGUUACAGAGUCAAAUUGGAAAUGAAGAAACAAACAUGCAAGUCAUUCGAGUACAUUAUCCAAAUCUUGAGCCCUUUAGUGAACAAGACACAACAGAGAAAAAGAAAUUAUCGAAUUAUGAAAUUUGUCAAAAACAAAUGAAUGGGAAAGGUCCUGGAAUUUUGAGCUUUGAAUUGAAAACUGUCGAAGGAUCAAGAACAUUACCGACCUUGUUGGAAAUUAUUGAACAUGCAACAUCUUUGGGUGGUGUGGAAUCCUGUAUUGAUUACAGACAUCAAUGGGAUAAAAGUACAAGCUCUACUCUUUUACGAUUGAGCAUUGGGUUAGAGUCUCCAAAAGAUCUUAUUGCAGAUCUUAAAACAGCUUUAUUGAAAUUGUAA
This is a messenger RNA of Naegleria fowleri, 1500 nucleotides long. RefSeq lists its product as uncharacterized. Gene Ontology annotation, cellular component: cytoplasm. The transcript has 4 exons. Bases 1 to 1500 code for a protein of 499 amino acids. Lineage: Eukaryota; Heterolobosea; Eutetramitea; Acrasida; Naegleriidae. Gene Ontology annotation, molecular function: pyridoxal phosphate binding; carbon-sulfur lyase activity. The record is from RefSeq and is a predicted model, not a curated record. Gene Ontology annotation, biological process: transsulfuration.